Cherax quadricarinatus is the source of this 752-nucleotide messenger RNA. The record is from RefSeq and is a predicted model, not a curated record. NCBI's taxonomy places the organism in Eukaryota, Metazoa, Arthropoda, Malacostraca, Decapoda, Parastacidae.
AGUUCUGUGCCAUUACUAGUAUUACUGAUGCUGUGUGUAUUUUUUCAUCAGCAAGCAGCUUUUCCUCUACAGCUCAACCAGUAGGAACCACUGCCAGCCCUUCCCUCACCCAGGCAUCUACUGUCUAUUCAGCUACUGACCAUGCACCCAAGUCAAAGACCUCUACAACACGUACAACCCCAACACCCAGCACUCCAAUAGUGACGAGAAGUACAAGAAGUGCUACCAAUGCUAACAAAAAUAACAACAAUAAUAAUAAUAGCACCAGAUCUAGCAGUCCAGAUAUUCAAGUUUUAAGAGAGAUGCGCAUCCCUACCCAGGCACAGACUUCACCUACUCAAGCAGCUGCAUCAGUCUCAAGUAGCAACAACAACAGCAGCAGCAGCAGUAACAGUAGUAGUAACAGCACUACAAAUAACAACAGUGGAACUUGCUCUUCCUCCACCAAGUUUAUGCCCCUACUUAAUGUCAUAGCCAGACCAAAGAACACACUUCCUCCUGCAGUUGCGAUGAGCCAACGCAAAGAGCUUGAUGCUAAAGUUAAAUCUGUGCUUGUUAAGUCAGCUCAAGAGUUCGUUGAGUGGUUGCUGGGUGAAGGGUUGAUCCGCACUUCUCAGUACUGCUCAACUCAUAAGAUGCAACCCAGCCUUACUCCUAUUAAACUCAAAGUAAGUGCAAUACUCCAUCUAUUGUUGUUUGACCCCUUUACGAAAAAGGGGAUUUCCUUGAUCCAAUGAUUUGGAGCUACAUCU